AUGGAAGAUCAGUUUCCUAAAAUGGAAACUAACAACUUCAUGCACGAAGACAACAAGCUCUUGAGUUCAUCAUCAUCGUUGUCAAAGCUUCUUGGAGUUCCAAGAAUCUUGGACUGUCUGAAAUCUCCUCCUCCUCCUCCGCCGUCUUCCUCACCUUCGUCGUCUCCAACAUCUUCUCCUGUGAGCGAGGCUUCAAACAACAUGCUUUCUUGCCCUCAUCACUUGCAGAAGGCGUCAUCUCCAAGCUGCCGUUUCUUCAAAUUUUCAGAUGAGUUCAACACUUCUGCUCAACCUCAUGUAGCUUCUUCUUCUCCUGUUCCUUGGAACUUUCUAGAAUCUUUUCCUCAUCAAACGCAAUCGCAAUCGCAAUUGCAAUCGCGUGUUUCUGAUCAUCACCCACUUCCCAAACCCCCAAACCUCAACUUGUUUCUACAAGAACCAAAGUUUCCGGAUCUCUCUCAAACCGAAUAUCAUAACACCAACAAUGGCUAUAACGUUUCUUCGUUCUGCAAGUACCAUAACUUCACCCCGAACUUGCUCCAAUCAGAUAAAAACCAAUCACAAGCGAUCAACGAGUGGAUCAAGAUCAACAAAACACUAACCAACCAUCCUUCCAAAGGGUUUGGAAGUUACUGGUUAAGUGCCACCAAGACUCAGCCCAUGAAGCUCACUACUGGAUCAUCAAGAAAACCUAACAGCAAUGUUCAAUCUCCGGGAAAGCUGUAUAGAGGAGUGAGACAAAGGCAUUGGGGCAAAUGGGUUGCAGAGAUUAGGCUUCCUAGGAACAGAACUCGUGUUUGGCUGGGGACAUUCGAUACAGCUGAAGAAGCGGCUAUGGCUUAUGACACGGCUGCUUAUAUUCUGAGAGGCGAAUACGCUCAUUUGAACUUUCCAGAUCUCAAGAAUCAGCUCAAGACAAGCUCUUUGAGAAACAUGAUUGCCUCGCUCCUGGAAUCGAAAAUCCAGCAGAUCUCAUCAUCUCAUCAAGCAAAAUCCGGCGACAGGAAUGCUGCCUUCGAUCUCGAGAAGGUGACACAGGAGAAGAACGACAUGUCGGAAUCCGGUUUAAACGCAAGGCCCGUGAAGAAUCUGAGCCAAAAACUCGAUUUCGGUGAGAGGAUAAUAGGAGUCGAAUCCGGAGAAGUGAUGAUCAAGGAACAGGACCGUCAGGAGGCGAUGUUGUCUGAAACAGAAGGUGUGCAGUUGAGUAGAAUGCCUUCCUUGGACAUGGACAUGAUCUGGGAAGCUCUCCUGGUGACGAAACCAACCCCACAAUAAAGAAGUUAUAUAUUGUUAUGAUUUAUUGAUUACUAAUUAUUUCCCUUUUUCCCUUUUUACCGAAUUCCAAGAU
This is a messenger RNA of Tarenaya hassleriana, 1351 nucleotides long. RefSeq names its product ethylene-responsive transcription factor ERF062-like. The coding region runs from base 1 to 1278 and encodes 425 amino acids. The transcript has a single exon. The record is from RefSeq and is a predicted model, not a curated record. Gene Ontology annotation, biological process: regulation of DNA-templated transcription. Lineage: Eukaryota; Viridiplantae; Streptophyta; Magnoliopsida; Brassicales; Cleomaceae. Gene Ontology annotation, molecular function: DNA binding; DNA-binding transcription factor activity.